GGUUCUUGCUCCACCCUCGCCCUCUCCCUUGCACGCUUACUCGCGUGGUACUGCCCACACCUUUAGAGCGGCGGCGCGAGCGGACGCCCGUCGCGUUCCUCCGCCUGAGCUCGCCUGGCUGCUCCCCCUCGGGUGUGCGCUUGGUACGGCCCGCGCCGCCUCUCUCUCCCUUGCUGGGGUGGCUGCCCCCCCCCCCUUGGGUCGGCGGCGCUUGGUGCCGCCCGGGAGAACCAGGUCAUCGGUCGGUUUCCGUGAAAACAAAAACAAUCGGCGGCGCUGCGGCGGGCAGCAGAACGCGGCGAGUGAGGACCAGGGUCGCAGGGCCGGGUGGGGAGAGCGAGCGGGAGCGGCGGCGACUCUCCGGGGGCCGGGGGGGCAUGGGGCAGGCGGGCACUGGCUGCGCGGGGCUCCCCCGGCGCCGCGGCUAGCGCGCCCGCUGCCUCAGCCGCCUCAGCCGCCCGCGCCGCCCGCCUGGGGGACGAGGAGCAGGACGCGGCCUCGGCCGGGCCCGGGCCGAACGGCUGCGGACACCCGGGCGCCGGGGAGCCUAGCGCCGCCGCCGCCUCCGGGAUGGAUCAGUGCGUGACGGUGGAGCGCGAGCUGGAGAAGGUGCUGCACAAGUUCUCGGGCUACGGGCAGCUGUGCGAGCGCGGCCUGGAGGAGCUCAUCGACUACACCGGCGGCCUCAAGCACGAGAUCCUGCAGAGCCACGGCCAAGAUGCUGAAUUAUCAGGGACACUUUCACUUGUUUUGACACAAUGCUGUAAAAGAAUAAAGGAUACUGUUCAGAAAUUGGCCUCAGACCACAAAGACAUCCACAGCAGUGUUUCGCGUGUUGGAAAAGCCAUUGAUAAGAAUUUCGAUUCUGACAUUAGCAGUGUGGGAAUAGACGGCUGCUGGCAGGCAGACAGUCAGAGGCUUCUCAAUGAGGUGAUGGUGGAGCACUUCUUUCGACAAGGAAUGCUGGAUGUAGCUGAGGAGCUCUGCCAGGAAUCUGGUCUUUCUGUAGAUCCAAGUCAGAAAGAACCGUUUGUGGAGUUAAAUAGAAUUUUAGAAGCAUUAAAAGUCAGAGUUCUGAGACCUGCUCUGGAAUGGGCAGUAUCAAACCGAGAAAUGCUCAUAGCCCAGAACAGUUCCUUGGAAUUUAAACUACACAGACUGUAUUUUAUUAGCUUGUUAAUGGGUGGAACUACAAAUCAGCGAGAAGCAUUACAAUAUGCUAAAAAUUUUCAGCCAUUUGCCCUAAAUCAUCAAAAAGACAUUCAGGUUUUGAUGGGCAGCCUUGUGUACCUGAGACAGGGGAUUGAGAACUCACCAUAUGUUCACCUACUUGAUGCAAACCAAUGGGCUGACAUCUGCGACAUCUUCACUCGGGAUGCCUGUGCCCUCCUGGGGCUCUCGGUGGAGUCCCCACUCAGCGUCAGUUUCUCAGCAGGUUGUGUGGCGCUGCCAGCUUUAAUUAAUAUCAAAGCUGUGAUAGAACAGAGGCAGUGCACUGGAGUCUGGAACCAGAAGGAUGAAUUACCUAUUGAAGUGGACCUUGGUAAAAAGUGCUGGUAUCACUCUAUAUUUGCCUGUCCCAUUCUUCGUCAGCAAACAACAGAUAACAAUCCACCCAUGAAACUGGUCUGUGGUCAUAUUAUAUCAAGAGAUGCCCUGAAUAAAAUGUUUAAUGGUAGCAAAUUAAAAUGUCCAUAUUGUCCAAUGGAACAAAGUCCAGGAGAUGCCAAACAGAUAUUUUUCUGAAGAAAUAACUUUAAUUUGCAAUUUGAAGAAAACUGUGAUAGAUUUCCCAGUUUGCUUUUUGAUGUUUUCCUCUGCUCCAGCUCUUCCCGAGAAGUUAGCAGACCUGCAUUUGAGCUCUGCGUGCAGCCCCAGGGGGCUGCCUGUUUCUGAUUCCAUCAUGAAUUUAGCAGGUUGGUGUGAGAAGUCUUCCACUAGAACAGAGUGGAAGAAACUAUUGUUUCUUUGCUUUUAUUGCCAAGAGGUGCUUGUUUUAAAAGUGUGUUCAAUAAAAUGAAAUUCUGAAGUUAGAGGUGUUCUUAAGUUAAUAUUUGCUCUCUUGGUAGCCCUAUUCUCAGAAAUCUGCCUUCAGGACUUGGCUGUCUGUUUCUUUAUACAUCAUUGCAGACACAGUGUUGUGUGUGUGUGUGUGUGUGUGUAUAUAUGUGCACCAGCAUCAAACAUUGUGUCCCUGGAAGGGAAGAAGCAUGUUCCAGUCCUCAAAUGCAGUUACCAGAGUCAUUACUUUAAAUCCUUAAAGUUAGAAGUUAGCAUAUUUUCUGUAGUGCAGGAUAUGUUUAUUGCUGUUUUUGUAUUUGAAUAGUAUACUGUUCAAUGCCUCUCUUCUGCAAAGUGUAUCAUCUCAUUGACUGUGAAUCUGUAUAUUAUUCUAAUGAAUACAGAUAAUGACCUUUUCUCUUGUGAGGUAUCUUUGUUUAAUGCACUGUCCAGAAAUAGCCAUGUGUAAGAGUCUUUUUCUAUAUGAUGAACGAACUACAUGGAAAGGACUUCUGUGGACAUACUUCUGACUUAAGCGUGUUAAGUCACUUCAUCGUGAGAAGAAUGUUCUUUGGAAAUCACCAAAUGUUUUGCAACUUGAUUUCAUCUGACAUGGAACUGAACGUCAAUAUAGGAAAACUUUGAUGAGAAAAUGAAGGAAGAAGAAAACACACAAGUAAAGAGGACCAGGACACUUUGUGUUUUAAACUGCAGAUUGGUUUCUUCUGCAGGGAGGGAGACAACAGGUUUGGUGCUGAGUUCAUUGGGAAGUGUCCGCCAUUUGCAGUAGUGUACCAGCCCAUACCGGACCAGGCGGUUUGUCCUGAAAUGUCUGUCUGGGAGGGCAGGGGCACGCCUAAAGCAAAGGGGUACCUGCAGGAGAAGCCUGCUCGACUGCUGUGUGUGGUCAGGCUUCCGGGUGACUGCUGUGGCAGCGUUAGGUUAGCCAGGCACGGUGCUUGCUCUGUCCAACUUCAGUCUUGGCCCUGCUGGGACCUCAGCCAUGUAAAGUUUCUGCUUUCCUAUUGGAACCCUCCCUAAAGUUUCCCCUCUCUCUGGUAAAGAAGUGAAGAGAGAAACUCAUUGGACUCCGUAAGAGAAAGUAGAGAAUUCCAGGCAACUCUGGCUGAGGAUGUAAAACAGGUAUUUUCCUUUGAAUUAAAAUCCAGAAGUUUUUUUGUUUGUUUGUUUUGCUUUUUUACUUUUUUUUUCUCACUAGGCCAGAUUUAGCUUUACUCACCACUCUUAUUCUCACCUUUCCACCUGAAACACUUAGGAAACAUUUAGGCUUCACAUAAGAUUUGUACAGUGUAGAUAGAUGUUGCUCUGGAGGCUGGUGGUAAAUAUUUUAGGGGGCCACACGCUUCACAUAGUUGGCUAAGGCCACUUUUAAGGACAAAGUGCUCUGUUCCUCUCCCUGUGUUGGGAAUCCUGUUGACAGUUUCCUGUGUAAGGCCUUUAAUGGCCCUACGGGGCAGGGUGGGGCCAGAAAUUUGAAACUCUUGAUUUGACAUGAAAAUUAUGUCUUGUGACCUUUAACUAAAGGCAUGCACUUAAAAACAUUGGUGACUAAAUGGGAAGGAGAGGCGGAUGUGACAAGGCCAGACCUUAACCAAAGAUGCUGAAAUACAACAUGUGGUCCUUUCUGCUCUGGAAACCCCUUUGCCAGUGGCUGCAGGACCUUACUGCACGGCUGUUAGUCAGCAGUGCAGGAGGGGCUCUUCGCCACACUCUGCCUCCGUUUGCAGAAGGCCAUGGCAGAGCCAAGGGUGUUCUUCUGGUCAGACUAAUUAUAAUAAUAUACACCGGAAACAGAAUUGCAGAGUGGUUUCCUCAAUUUUUAGGGACCAUUCCAUUUAUCAGUCACGGACAAAGGCCAUGGGACUAUGCGAAACCAAGAAGACCUUAUUAGAACCUUAGAAUAUGAUUUAGCCAGAGCGUCUGUGCUUUCAAGCACAGCCUGAAGUACAGCGGCUAAGUGUCUUUCAAUCUUUUUUCUCCUUUGUGCGAUCAUCACAAAUGCCAUUUCUGUCAUUUUGGUGGUGAUUCUGUGAGACUUCUAAUACAUAAGUGAACGGGUAUUGGUGCCUCUUGAUUUUAAAAAUGUUAAAGAGCCACCUCAUAUUCAUAGGGUGUGUGAGUAUUUUGUGAGUGUAUGAGCUUUUAACUGAAAAUAAGAAAGUUAUGGAGUUAAUCUUUUGAUUUUUUUUUUUUUUUUCUAUAGCAGCUGAUGUACACAGAGACACUAAAACCCACAGCAAGUCCUGUGGGGAAUGAGGAUCCUCUUUUCUGUCCAGGCAGUCCCACAGGCCAUGUAGUUCGUUCAGUAUUCUAGAUGCUGUGAGUUCUUUCCACCUCAGUGGUUCAGCCUUUGGGACGAUAGAUACUGCAAAAACCAAGAACUCUUGGUUAUCCGCACAAGACAAGCUGCUGGUAGGCAUUAGCCCUCUGGUUUUCCAGCUCAACCUCUGAUUAGUGGACUGACAGUCGAGCUGGUCAGUUUGCUUAGUCAGCUGACUCAGGUUAUUUUCAGGGAAGGCAUGGUUUGGUUAAUUGCAUCACCAGGAUGUGUAAGGUGAAGACACAAACCAAAUACCUUUCGUUACUUAACUCUACGUACAUUAUCCUUGGUAACACUAGAAUGCCGUGGUCUUGAGUGAAUGUUAGCAAGGAAGACCCACGUAGAAGGUCUGGUGCUUCAUAAGCCUGUCCAGCCGUGGUGGGUUUUAUGUGGUACGGUAGUGUUUACCAUGAGCAGGUACAAACUUCAUGAACUGUUCUUAAUGAACUACGAUUGAAUAGAUACCAAAAAUAGAAUGACAAAUGUAUUUUAAUAGCAGAUGAGGCAGUUAGUUUUAGGGUGAGUUUUCCGCUGUUGAUUUUACUUCGGGGGGAUGGGGGAAAACAAGAGUUUUGUUUUCAAGACCUUUCCCUCUACAGUUGUAAACUGUAGUGAGCAUAUGCUUCGUAUACUUCCAAAGAGGCAAAAGCAGCUGGAAUGGGCUUACGGCACAUGCUUUGUUUCAUGUUGUGGGUGAGGCUUUCUACUCUUAUUUUAGCAGUCCCUUCACGUUCUCCAGCAAGGCAGAUGUGGGGUUCACUAGGAUUUAGUGCCUGAUCUUUUCUUUGGGGAAGGGGUGGGAGUGAAUGUACUGGGGAUGGGAGGGAAGCAGGAGUAGGUGGGAGUGUGAGUGUGUAUGCAUGUGUCUGAAAUUCACCAUUACCCCCCACCUGUGUCUAGCAAGGAACAGGUAUUUAAUGUAUUUUGCUCAUGACUGCAGUGUGCAUGUACCUUAUUUUUUCUCCUCUUCCUCCUCCUCCUCUUCCUCCGUGUUUUCUAAACUUACACUAAAAGGAUUCAUUAAAAAUCAUCUUGUUCAGAUGGCUCAGGAUUGUAUUUCUUUUGCUUACGCUGUGCUCUUGGGUUCUAUAGUAUUUCUAUAAUUAUGUAACAAAAAUAGUGUUGCACUGUAAUCUAUCAUAUAGAGCUAUAUGUAUGGAAAAUUUUGAUCAGUUUUUUAAGAAAUGUAUCCUGUUUGCAAAGGCACAAUAAAGUUGCAUCUUAUAGACUAUAGGCAAUAAAGCUAACAAUAAACCUUAUUUAACACAAACCA
Molecule: messenger RNA, 5615 nt
Organism: Hyaena hyaena (striped hyena)
Lineage: Eukaryota; Metazoa; Chordata; Mammalia; Carnivora; Hyaenidae
Gene: RMND5A
Product: required for meiotic nuclear division 5 homolog A
Exons: 10
Coding region: 571-1746 (391 amino acids)
Biological process (GO): proteasome-mediated ubiquitin-dependent protein catabolic process
Cellular component (GO): GID complex; cytoplasm; nucleus
Molecular function (GO): ubiquitin protein ligase activity; protein binding
Source: RefSeq, a predicted model, not a curated record